AUGGAGUCAAGCGGUCUGAUGCAUCAUCAUGGAAAUGAUCAACCGGUUGCUGGCCGGCAAGUUUUUAUUGGAAAUCUUCCAUUUACUAUGCAGUCCAAGGAUCUAAAAGAUGUGUUUAAUAAAACUGCCGGAGUGACCAGUGUCAAGGUUAUGAGUCAUGGGAAUGGUCGUUCUCGUGGUUUUGGUCUUGUAUAUUGUGACACUCCUGAAAUUGCCCAAUCGAUUAUUACUCAAUUUCAAGGUUUAGAAUUGAAAGGACGCCAGAUUGAGGUGCGCAUAGAUCGUGUCAAUCGCUCGAAUAUCGGUCAUGGCAGCGAACAGCAUGAUGGUCAUAAUUUUCUCACCAAGAAGCGUGUCCAGUAUCAUAUGAAUAAUUCUCCUCAUCAGCAUCAACCAUAUAAACAAGAAGCUGUACAUACUACUGCUUCCCACGCCUUGGCCGCUCCCACUCUUUUGCAUUCUGCUACUUUAGCACAUCAUGGUCAUGGUGCUGUAGGCACGUAUCAUUCUGUCACUGCUAUUCCCACAACCAAUUCAUAUUCUCAUGGAUGGAAUUCUGAACGCGAUCAUGACUAUCAUUCAACGAUAGGCGACUACAACGCUUUGCAGACGUUUGACGUGGGUGAUGCCAUUGCAUCAAUUGAUUUAAAUUCUGGAACUCGUGUUGUGGCUCCCUCUGGUGUUCAAGACUCGUCAUUUUACAGCAACAACAGCGACAGUAUUUCACCCUCCUUGAAAACUCAUCACGCAGUUUAUCCCAAUGACGACUGUUCUGGACACUCGACAGAAGUACAACCUCACAAAACCGAAACUAAUGCAGGUUUGAAGCAUCAAUGUACCACGCUGUUUGUUGGAAAUCUGCCAUUCAUUAUAACGUGGCAGGAUUUAAAGGAUCUGUUUAGACAAGCUGGCGAUGUUGCCGUUUCUCAUAUCCCAACAGAUGGCUCUGGUCGAUCUCGUGGAUUUGGGAUCGUCACUAUGACUACUCCAGAAGAUGCCGCAAAGGCCAUUCAAAUGUUUAAUCGUUACAUUUUAUCUGGACGCCAACUGGAAGUUCGUGAAGAUCGCCACGUUUUUAAAGCAUCAAAAGAAGGUGAGCAUCAUGAACAUAGUCACCGAACUACUAGACUAGACUCUCCAGCACCAUUGACUCAAUACGGAGGUCAGCACGAUACUGGUCACAUCAGACAUGAGCAUGGUUAUGGAAAUAGAAGUGAAAACUAUGCAAUGAAAAACAGCGGUAUUACUCUUUUUGUUGGCAACCUUGUAUACAGCGUGAUUUGGCAGGAGCUCAAGGAUCUAUUUCGAUCGGUCGGUAUUCCCACUAAAGCAGAAAUUGUCACAAGUAGCUCAGGACGCAGUCGUGGCUUUGGAUUUGUGACCAUGGCUACGCAGGAGGAUGCCAACAAGGCUAUUAAAGAAUUAAAUGGUACCGAAUUUCGUGGUCGCAAAAUUGAAGUUCGUUUGGAUAAAUUCGGCAGUCAUGAAAGUCGGGGUAUUCCAGAGGCUUUGCAAGGCACUCAAGUUCUCGUUGGAAAUUUACCCUUCCAUAUGAGAUGGCAAGAUCUCAAGGAUAUAUUUAGGUGUGUGGCAGAGCCGCAACUUGCCAAUGUCCGUAUAGAUCCGGAAACUGGAAGGUCUCAGGGAGUUGGAACUGUGCGUUUUCAAACCGAAGAAGAUGCAACUCGUGCUUUGAGUCUCAAUGAAACCGUGAUUGCUGGUCGUAGCAUUUGGGUUCAGAUUGAUAAACAAGCAGUCUAA
Messenger RNA from Batrachochytrium dendrobatidis JAM81, 1761 nucleotides. RefSeq lists its product as uncharacterized. The transcript is spliced from 6 exons. NCBI's taxonomy places the organism in Eukaryota, Fungi, Chytridiomycota, Chytridiomycetes, Rhizophydiales. The coding region runs from base 1 to 1761 and encodes 586 amino acids. The record is from RefSeq and is a predicted model, not a curated record. Gene Ontology annotation, molecular function: mRNA binding. Gene Ontology annotation, cellular component: cytoplasm; ribonucleoprotein complex; nucleus.